CUGUUUGAUCCUCUUGGUCCUCUUGAGAGGCCUCACAACCAUGGUUGCUCUCCCAAGUUUCUGGAUCUAGUCAAUCAGUUAUUUGUGCCUUUAAAUGAUCCUGGGCAAGGGCACCUUGCAAAAUAUCAAUCGCGGGUCACUAUCGAGAAGUUUUUUCGAAAUUACAGGACAGUUGUGGGGAAUGACAUUCUUCCUGUUGCGCGGCUCGCUUUAGCGGCCAAAGACAAAACCAGGGUCUACAUGACGAAAGAGACUCGACUGGGAUUUAUAAUUUGUCGCAUCAUGCGAAUUUCGAAGGAAAAUGAGGAUUAUAAGAAGAUUGCCGGUUGGAAAAAAAUAGGCUUCAACAAGCUCCAAUCCUCCCUUAAGUUUGCAGAUCUGCUCAGCAACAUAAUUAGUAAACGUCGCAUUGACAAGAUGACGGCACAAUUGACCGUUGAUGAUGUGAACGCCUAUCUCGAUAAGCUGCACGAGCUGGCUGAUUCUGAUACCGAUAGCAAAGCCAAAGUGUUUGAGGAGAUCUUAGACAAGAUGAACAAUAUCGAGCUUCGAUUUUUCUUUAGAAUUGUGCUGAAAAUUAACCCUAUUCGGCGCGACAAGCUGUUCAUGUACUGUUGGCAUCCGGACUCAUUGGACGUCUUCGAUGUGACACACGAUCUAAAGUAUGUGUUUUGGGGUCUUACAGACCCUAAAAUAAGACUUGAAUCUAAAGGAAAACACUCAAGACCCAUGUAUCCCUUCACUCCUCAGAGAGCAAAACGAAUACACCUCGAUUACGAUUUGGUAGCACAGAAAUUCUCGGGGCAUUUUCUAAUUGAAGAAAAGUACAAUGGUGAAAGAAUUCAGUUACACGUCGAAAAAACCCCAAAUGGAUAUGAUUACAGGUUUUUCAGCAGAAAUGCCAUUGACUACUCCCUUAUUUAUGGUAGAUCUUCCGAUCCGAGCUCAACAGGAAGCAUCUCGCCGUUUCUGAAAGACGCUCUAGUUGACGGUGUGCAAAGUUGUAUUCUUGAUGGAGAAAUGGUCAGCUAUGAUCCUGUGAAAGAUAUGACACUUCCAAUGUCAACCCUCAAACCGACGGCUCUCAAAGACCCCAAGUCCCAGGAGAAAGAUGACCCUCGUCCAAUGUACAUGGUCUUUGAUAUUCUUCAUUUAAACGGGUGCUCGUUGGAGGACUAUAAGUUGAUAGAUCGCAAGAAGGCUCUUGAAAGAGUCAUGAAAACAGUUCGCCACCGUGUUGAGGUGGUGCCCUAUGAGCUCAAAAGCACGGGACAAGAUAUCGAAAAUAGUCUGAAGCUAGCUAUACGUAAAGACCUUGAAGGCUUGGUGUUGAAGGAUCCCAACUCAAGAUACGAGAUUGGAAAUUACACAACAGAGACAUGGAUCAAAGUCAAGCCCGAAUAUCUGCACGAGUUUGGUGAAAAUCUUGAUCUUGUUAUCGUUGGACAGAUACCAGCAGCAAAGACAACUUACAUAUGCGCGUUACGCGAUUCUGAAACCAGCGAAAGUUUCAGUACGCUCUGCGGAGUCUCGAACGGACUCUCUGUUGAUGAAUACCGCAAAAUACAGCAGAAGACGGCUGGGAAGUGGCAUCAAUGGGAUAAGGAACAACCAACAAAUGUUAAAUUUGGAAAGAAGAAACCCUUGAUGUGGAUUGACCCAAAAGAGUCUGUGGUGAUCGAAGUGAAGUCAAGUUCAAUCAGCGUGCAAGCGGAGAACAAUUAUGCCACCGGCUCCACAUUGUACGCUGCGUACUGUACCAAGAUCAGAGAAGACAAAACGUGGGAGACGGCAGAUACGCUGGAGACGUAUCAGAACUCUAAGCUAGAACGCGAUUAUGAGGCUAGUCACACGUUGGCCAAAAAAAGAAAAUUUGCUAGCACUAAAAAGGACGAUAUCCUUCAGCGGAUCAACCGAGGCUACAGGAGCAAUGUAGAUCCUUCCAAUCAAUUAUUCAAAAAUUACGUUUUCUGCAUAAUGACGGAUUGCAUGUUCAGAGGUGAACUUUUGAAGAAAACCGAGUUGGGCCAGAUUUUACAAACUUACGGUGGAACUGUUGUAAGAAAUCCCAACACCAUACUUGGUCCUGAGCAAAAGCUGAUUAUAUUGGCGGAUAAGGUCACAAUGGACGUCCUAGAGCUCCAACAAACUUAUAACAUAUUUAAGGCGAAAUGGUGCGAUGAUUCCAUCCUUAUGAAUCGUCUAGUCAAUUUAGAGCCCUCGCAUAUUACGGCAGCAGAUCCCGAGCUUUGGCAACGUUCGAAGUGCAACAUUGAUAGGUAUGGAGAUAGCAUU
This is a messenger RNA of Ogataea polymorpha, 2295 nucleotides long. RefSeq lists its product as uncharacterized. The transcript has a single exon. Gene Ontology annotation, biological process: nucleotide-excision repair, DNA gap filling; DNA recombination; DNA biosynthetic process. Gene Ontology annotation, molecular function: DNA ligase (ATP) activity; ATP binding; DNA binding. The record is from RefSeq and is a predicted model, not a curated record. NCBI's taxonomy places the organism in Eukaryota, Fungi, Ascomycota, Pichiomycetes, Pichiales, Pichiaceae. The annotation marks the transcript as partial. Gene Ontology annotation, cellular component: DNA ligase IV complex.